UAUUUGAAAAGAAGUGAUCAAGCAUCUGAAUUAAAAAGUAUUAAAAAGGAAAUGAGAGAUCAAACAUCUGAAUUAGAAAGUGUUGAACCAGAAAUAAGAGAUCAAGCAUCCAAAUUGAAAAGUAUUAAAAUGAAAAUAGAAAAUCAUGCAUCUGAAUUAGAAAGCAUUAAAACAGAAAUAAGAAUCAAAUUGGAAUAA
Racocetra persica is the source of this 198-nucleotide messenger RNA. The record is from the annotation of a GenBank genome assembly. NCBI's taxonomy places the organism in Eukaryota, Fungi, Glomeromycota, Glomeromycetes, Diversisporales, Gigasporaceae.